This is a messenger RNA of Ilex paraguariensis (yerba mate), 3972 nucleotides long. Lineage: Eukaryota; Viridiplantae; Streptophyta; Magnoliopsida; Aquifoliales; Aquifoliaceae. The record is from the annotation of a GenBank genome assembly.
UUUUUUUUUGGGCUAAGCAAGAGUACAAUCAUCUUGAACUGUUAUUCAGCCUGAAUUUACUCUGUUUUUUCUUUUAUUUUCCUCUCUGGUUCAAAUAAAUUCACUGUUCAUUCCCGAGUCCACCAAAACCUGUAGAAGCUAAUAGGAUCUCAAAUUCAACUUUUUAUGCUUUCAAGAUACUGUAAAUUCUUUGAGAUAUGGCCAAAACUGAUUGCCGAGUUAUUCUUUUAAAGGUUUUUCUAUGAUUCAGUCAGUUAAACGAGUAAAUAUGACUCCUCAUUUGUAUAUAGCUGAGGGUUUAUAUUCCUUAGAAUGUUCUGUAACUUUGUGCAGGCUAUUGUGACUUUAAGGAAGGGUGCACAUCUUCUAAAGUUUGGCCGAAGAGGGAAACCAAAAUUCUGUCCUUUCAGAUUGUCCACGGAUGAGAAAUUUUUGAUUUGGUAUUCUGGCCAGGAGGAGAAACAACUGAGAUUAAGCUCAGUUACAGAUAUUGUCCGUGGCGAAAAAACUAAACAACUUCAGCGAGAAAGGGAAUCUCAGUCCUUUUCCCUAAUUUAUGCAAAUGGUGAAAGAUCCCUCAAUCUGAUAUGCAAAGACAAAGCACAGGCUGAUUCUUGGUUGUUAGGUUUGAGAGCUGUAAUAUCCAGGUGUCACCAUCCUAAAUCGUUGAUUAUGUCAAAAACCCAAAGGGGAGCACAAAGUUGUGUCAAUAGUCCGGCUGGUUUUAUGCGAAGGAAGCAUAAUCUAGGACUUUCGGAGCAGAUGACUGAAUCUUCGCAGGUGCACAGCUUAUCGGGGAGCCCUACCCAGUCAUUUUCAGAGAGGUGUCUUUCUGAUGGUUUAUCGUGUUCUUCUGAUAGCUUUUAUUCUGAAUCAAACCAAUCUAUUCUGCAAAACGCAAUGGACCUUGUGAUUCCGAAAUCUCGGCAUACUGAACCUGAUGAUGUCAAGACGGUGGCUGCAUGUACUGGCACCAAAAUUCAAAAUAAAGUGCUUAGUAGGUUGGUGACACCUGCUCAUGAGUCACCACAAAUAGAAAAAAAUGUUUUGAGAGACAUUUUCAUAUGGGGAGAAGGAAUAGAAGGAGGGUGUUUGGGAGGUGGUUUUCAUAAGAUUGGUAACCACACCUGGAUGCCCUUGGAUGCUUUAUUACCUAAAUUACUGGAGUCCACCAUGAUGCUAGACGUACAAAAAAUAUCUCUUGGUGGGAAGCAUGCUGCCUUGGUUACCAAACAGGGGGAAGUUUUUUGUUGGGGUGAGGGGAAAGGGGGAAGGCUUGGGCAUAAAGUCGAUAUGGAUAUCGGGUGCCCAAAAGUGGUCGACUCCCUUACUGAGGUUUGUGUGAAAUCAGUUGCUUGUGGUGAAUAUCAAACAUGCGCUGUGACACUUUCUGGUGAGAUCUAUGCAUGGGGAGGUAGUGGUUAUGGCACUGAUUUAGCAGGAGAGGAUAGAUACAGAAGCGAGUGGCUCCCACAUAGGCUCUCUGGUCCUUUGGAUGGUAUAUGCAUAUUAAAUGUUGCUUGUGGUGAAUGGCAUACGGCAAUUGUAUCUACAUCUGGGCAGUUAUUCACUUAUGGAGAUGGAACUUUUGGGGUACUUGGGCAUGGAAAUUUUCAAAGUGUUUCUCAACCAAAAGAAGUUGAGUCUCUCAAGGGUUUAAGGGUAAAGUCUGUUGCUUGUGGACCUUGGCACACAGCUGCAAUAGUUGAAAUCAUGGCUGAUUGUUUCAAGUCCAACGAUCACGGUGGGAAAUUGUUUACUUGGGGAGAUGCAGAUAAAGGAAGGCUUGGACAUGCUGAUCAAGAAACAAAGCUUUCACCAACAUGUGUUGCACAACUUGUAGAGCAUGUUUUUGUCCAGGUAUCCUGUGGAAGAAUGCUCACUGUUGGACUAACAAACAAGGGAAUUGUUUACACAAUGGGGAGUGUGGUGCAUGGGCAAUUAGGGAAUCCACAGGCCAGAGAUAAAACAAUCACAGUUGUACAGGGGAAACUUAAACAUGAGUUUGUUAGGGAGAUAUCAUCAGGUUCUUAUCACAUUGCUGCCUUAACAGCAAAGGGAAAUGUUUAUACCUGGGGAAAAGGUGCGAACGGGCAGUUAGGGCUAGGGGAUACUGUAGAUAAAAAUUCUCCCACUUUAGUAGAGGCCUUGACUGGUAGGCAGGUAGAAAAUGUAACUUGUGGAUCAAGUUCAACUGCCGUAAUUUGUUUACACAAAUCUAUUUCUGGUACUGACCAGUUGGCUUGCACAGGUUGUAGCAUGGCUUUUGGGUUUACAAGGAAGAAGCAUAACUGUUAUAACUGUGGUCUUUUGUUCUGCCGUGCAUGUACCAGCAAGAAGGUUAGAAAUGCAUCUCUGGCUCCUAAAGGGAGCAAACCUGUUCGAGUCUGUAAUCCGUGCUUCAAUCAGCUGCAGAGAAUUCCACAUUCAGGUAGACCAUCAGAGAUGAAUAAUCUUAGUCCUAGACCUUUAUUAAUAAUACAGAAGGCAUUCUCGGAUGGGAAAGAAGAUAGAGGUGAUGCAACUAGUAUGCAAAGUCAAAUGGUCCCGUCCAAAAACUGUUGUGAUGGUAAUAGCAUGUGCCAUGAGAGGAAGACCAUGAAGAACGAGGGAGAAAAUGAUCAGCCUUUAGACCCUAUUUCUUACUUGUCUGGUGGCUUGCCAAGAUGGGGGCAGGUUCCUUUCCCUUUAUUGUUUAGAGAAUAUGGUGCAGAGCCGAUGAUGAUCAAUGUUCCUGAGAGAAAAAAUCCUUUAUAUAGUGUUGCUCAUGUUUGCUUGCAAGAGGUCACCCAGGAGUCAACGUUUUUAGCUUCUGCUGCCAUAAAUGCACCAAAAGACUUAACAGACUCUGGUAAGAUACAUCGUGAAGAAGCUCAGAAGCUGAGAGCUGAGGAGAAGAAUUUACUUCCAAAUCCAUUGACUAUCUGCUGUAACACUCUAGUCAGCUUCGAAAAGAACACGAAUCCCCGGUGGUUGGAGUUAGUACAUGAACCCUUCUUCUUCGUUGAGUCAUUUUCAGAGAGGUGUCUUUCUGAUGGUUUAUCGUGUUCUUCUGAUAGCUUUUAUUCUGAAUCAAACCAAUCUAUUCUGCAAAACGCAAUGGACCUUGUGAUUCCGAAAUCUCGGCAUACUGAACCUGAUGAUGUCAAGACGGUGGCUGCAUGUACUGGCACCAAAAUUCAAAAUAAAGUGCUUAGUAGGUUGGUGACACCUGCUCAUGAGUCACCACAAAUAGAAAAAAAUGUUUUGAGAGACAUUUUCAUAUGGGGAGAAGGAAUAGAAGGAGGGUGUUUGGGAGGUGGUUUUCAUAAGAUUGGUAACCACACCUGGAUGCCCUUGGAUGCUUUAUUACCUAAAUUACUGGAGUCCACCAUGAUGCUAGACGUACAAAAAAUAUCUCUUGGUGGGAAGCAUGCUGCCUUGGUUACCAAACAGGGGGAAGUUUUUUGUUGGGGUGAGGGGAAAGGGGGAAGGCUUGGGCAUAAAGUCGAUAUGGAUAUCGGGUGCCCAAAAGUGGUCGACUCCCUUACUGAGGUUUGUGUGAAAUCAGUUGCUUGUGGUGAAUAUCAAACAUGCGCUGUGACACUUUCUGGUGAGAUCUAUGCAUGGGGAGGUAGUGGUUAUGGCACUGAUUUAGCAGGAGAGGAUAGAUACAGAAGCGAGUGGCUCCCACAUAGGCUCUCUGGUCCUUUGGAUGGUAUAUGCAUAUUAAAUGUUGCUUGUGGUGAAUGGCAUACGGCAAUUGUAUCUACAUCUGGGCAGUUAUUCACUUAUGGAGAUGGAACUUUUGGGGUACUUGGGCAUGGAAAUUUUCAAAGUGUUUCUCAACCAAAAGAAGUUGAGUCUCUCAAGGGUUUAAGGGUAAAGUCUGUUGCUUGUGGACCUUGGCACACAGCUGCAAUAGUUGAAAUCAUGGCUGAUUGUUUCAAGUCCAACGAUCACGGUGGGNGUUUCUCAACCAAAAGAAGUUGA